Sardina pilchardus (European sardine) is the source of this 2324-nucleotide messenger RNA. RefSeq names its product cholinergic receptor, nicotinic, alpha 7a (neuronal) (gene chrna7a). Bases 57 to 1589 code for a protein of 510 amino acids. The record is from RefSeq and is a predicted model, not a curated record. NCBI's taxonomy places the organism in Eukaryota, Metazoa, Chordata, Actinopteri, Clupeiformes, Clupeidae. Gene Ontology annotation, cellular component: postsynaptic membrane; neuron projection; acetylcholine-gated channel complex. Gene Ontology annotation, biological process: monoatomic ion transmembrane transport; regulation of membrane potential; synaptic transmission, cholinergic. Gene Ontology annotation, molecular function: acetylcholine receptor activity; acetylcholine binding; acetylcholine-gated monoatomic cation-selective channel activity. The transcript is spliced from 10 exons.
GAAGUUAGUUAGGUGAUUUAAACACGUUUUUAGCUUUGCGUUCCUUCACAGGUUACAUGAUGGGAGGUUGGAACGUCAGCCUGUUUCUCGUCAUCACUCUCUGUUUGUGGAGAGUGUCACAGCAAGGUGAUCCUCAGCGUAGACUGUACAAAGACCUGAUGGCAAAUUACAAUCCACUGGAGAGGCCAGUGUUCAAUGACACGCAAACCCUAACGGUGAAUUUCAGCUUCAGCCUAAUGCAAAUCAUGGAUGUGGAUGAGAAGAACCAAGUUCUAACAACAAACAUAUGGCUACAACUGUACUGGUAUGAUUAUUACCUUCAGUGGAAUGUCUCUGAUUAUCCUGGCGUCACCAAUGUCAGAUUUCCUGGCAGCCAAAUAUGGAAGCCAGACAUCUUGCUUUACAACAGUGCUGACGAGAGAUUUGAUGCCACCUUCCAUACAAAUGUGUUGGUGAACUCCUCAGGAGCGUGCCAGUACAUGCCACCAGGAAUCUUCAAAAGCACCUGCUAUAUAGAUGUACGCUGGUUUCCCUUUGAUGUCCAGCGGUGUGACCUGAAGUUUGGUUCCUGGACAUAUGGAGGCUGGUCACUAGACUUGCAGAUGAUAGAAGCUGACAUAACAGGGUACAUUGCCAAUGGAGAAUGGGAUCUUGUGGAGGUUCCGGGCAGAAGGAACGAGAAGUUCUACGACUGCUGCAAAGAGCCCUACCCGGACGUGACCUUCACGGUGGUGAUGCGCCGCCGCACCCUCUACUACGGCCUGAACCUGCUCAUCCCCUGCGUGCUCAUCUCCACGCUGGCCCUGCUGGUCUUCCUGCUGCCCGCCGACUCUGGGGAGAAGAUCUCCCUCGGAAUCACAGUGCUGCUCUCCCUGACAGUGUUUAUGCUCCUGGUAGCAGAAAUCAUGCCAGCAACAUCGGACUCUGUGCCUUUAAUAGCCCAGUAUUUCGCCACCACCAUGGUUAUUGUAGGACUUUCAGUAAUAGCAACGGUUUGGGUGUUACAGUACCACUACCAUGACCCUGAUGGAGGCAAAAUGCCAAAGUGGACCCGCGUGAUUCUGCUUAACUGGUGCGCCUGGUUCCUGCGCAUGAAGCGUCCGGGUGAGGACCGCGUCCGCUCAGCGUGCCACAACAAGCGUCCGAGGAGCAGCCUGUCCAGCGUGGACCUGAACGUUAGCACGGGCGGGCCCCAGGCCACCAACGGCAACAUGCUCUUCAUCGGCUUCCGCGGCAUGGAGAGCCUGCACUACGCCACUUCGCCGGACUCCGGCGUCCUCUGCAGCCGGCUGAUGGGCGCCAGCGACGACGAGGUCCUGCUGCCGGGCGCUGGCCAGGCGUCCUCAGCGUCCGUCAGCAGUGCCGAGCCCGACCUGGCCAAGAUCCUGGAGGAGGUGCGCUACAUCGCCAAGCGCUUCCGUGACCAGGAUGAGGAGGAGAUCGUGUGCAAUGAGUGGAAGUUCGCCGCCUCGGUCAUCGACCGCUUAUGCUUGAUGGCCUUUUCACUCUUUACCACGCUCUGCACUACGGGCAUUCUCAUGUCCGCUCCCAACUUUGUCGAGGCUAUAUCUAAAGACUUUUUUACUUGAGACUGUCUCUCAGUAGUAACCAUCUGCCAGGUCGUCCUUAAACACUUUAGUCUCAGCGGUAACUGGCCUGAAAACCACUUACAAAGCCAGUGAAAUUACCAGAAUAUAAUGGUAUUCAUCAUUUGUAAUAGAUUCAUCAUAGGGCACAUUAAUUUGGCGAACAGCUGGAGGUAGAGCCACAUGCAUCUAAGUAUGCAUAAAAAGCACACAGGCUUUAGAUGGAAUGAGUUACACAUAUUCUGCCCGGGAUUGUUAUUAAAUUCUCAACCAUAUUUAGACCUACGGUAAACCAGCCUAUACAGUAGUUUAAGACUUCUCAUUUUUAUCAAUACUAAAUACUAAUGUCAAUGUGAGUCCUAACACUCCUCUAACACACACAUUAAAUACAUCAAUAUUGCACUCAAUCUCACUCAUGUUAUUAAGUGUUGUGAUUUCAGAUGUGAAGUGUAUUUUUUUCACUAGAGUGAUAGACUUAUGAUUAGAUUAUAUAUUAUGUUACUGGUGUUUUUGUCAUUUAAGAAUAAAACAAUGACAGUGACAUUCCAGUGUGAAUGUAUUGCAGGUAAAGAACAGUAGAAUUUACUUUUAAUGUAUCUACUUAACUCUGUUGUCAUAUGCAACAAAUAUAACUGUUGUCUCUCUUUUUCUGACACAUACUGUACAUGUAUAGCACUUUGUAUAACACGCUUGCUAUACAGUUCCUGUCCUACUGUAUGCACAUAAUUUACUUUUUAG